AUGUCGUCUUCUCUAAGGGUGUUGAUCAUUGGUGAUAACCCAAAUGUAGUAUUAUACGCAUCAAGAUUCCAAUUAGCUAAAAGUAUCAUGCUAUACCAUGUUAACAAUUUGAAAAAUUCAAUCGUAGAAAUUGAAACUUUAUCUUAUCCAAUGGAAAAAUUCGAAUUGAAAAAUCAUUUUAACUCAAUACCAACUAUGAUAGACUCAAUAAUAAAAAAUGAAAAUAAAGAUAAUUCAAACGAUUUAUUCUUCGAUUUGAUCAUUUUAAGUUGUCACUCAUUGCAAGAAUUAUCCUCUUUGUCAACUGAUUUGAACAAAAUUAUUAAUAAGAAUACAAAGAUUAUUAUAGAAAGUAGUGGCUUCGUACAAUUGGAACCAUUCGUUAAAAUGUCUUUGGAUAUACAAAAUUUACAUGUAUUUAGCGUUCUAUCAGAUUACGAUAUCCGUGAAAUUUCAACAAACAAAUUUCAACAAUUCCCAAAUAAUAACAAUAAUGACAAUUCAACUAAAAAUAACAUAUAUUUAGGUUCAACCCAACCUUCAAAUAUUAAUAAACUUUCAACUUCUUCUUCAACUACCUCAAUUAAAUACCCAGAUAAUGUCAUCACUUUACUUGAAACAUUCGAAAGAUUAUUCAAAAAAUUAUUCCCAAAGGAUACAAUCGAUUUAUGCAAUUGUUCAGAGAAUAAUUUCUUAUCAAAACAAUGGACUUUUGCUAUACCAAGAAUUUGUUUCGAUUCUUUAUUAAUCAUAUUGGGUGAAAAAAAUCCAAUCGAAUUGCAAAACCAAAUCCUUGCAAAACCUCUAAUCUCCGGUUUAGUAACUGAAUUGAUCACUGUAACAAAAUCAAUGGGUGCAAAAUUACCAUCAUUUAUGGUUAAUGAAAACAGUUUGUUGGAAUAUUGGCAAAAUUUAUAUGCAAAUGAUGAUAUCCCAAACUUAGUUUACCACUUCAUAAACAGAAGAUCCUCCUUAAAUAUAGACGUAUUAUUGUUGCAACCAAUCCUUUUGGCUGAUGAUAAUGGUAUUAAAACUCCUUAUUUGGAAUUCCUAUAUUCUGUCAUUUGUCAAUAUGAUAAAUUUAAUAAAGGAGAAUCUCAAUGGUUUAUUAGAUCCGAUGAUGUCACAGUAAAAGAAAACGAGAUAGACAAUUUAAACAUUGAUAUUCAACAAUUAAGAGAAAAUAUCGAAAGUUUGAAAUUAACAAUUCAAGAAAGAGAUAAUACUAUCGAUCAAUUGAAAAAUAUCGAAAAUCAAAAUAAAUUAGAACAAGACCAAUUACAAAAACAAAUUACCUUCAUGAGAACAGAAUUGAAUGUUCAAGCUAAAAAACAUGAAAUCGAAUUAUUAGAAGCUCAAAGUCAAGAAGUUAACAACGGAGUCCAACAAUUGUCAAUGGAUAUGGAAAAAACACCAAUGAGGGCUUCAAAUGGAUCUCAAGUUCAAAAAGUCCAAGAAAUGGAGUACACUUCUUCUGGAACACCUAUCUUGAAUGAUUUAGAAGAAUUUGCCUCUUAUGGCGUGCCUUAUGGAACUCCUGAAUCAAAUAAUAUCAAUAAUGAACUAGUCAAUUCCCAAAAAAACGCUACAGCUGAAACCGAUGGUCCAAUCUUGGUAGAAGAUGAAAUUAAUUCAAACUUACCAGAGGAUGAAAGGGGUAUUAAGAAACGCGAAUUGGAAUUAAAAAGGAAAGAACUAGAAUUGCAGGAACGCGAAUUAGAAUUCCAAAAGAGAUAUUUCCAACAACAAAAACACUUUCAACCUUCACAGCAAAUGCCUCCACAACAAAUGCCUUCACAGCAAAUGCCUUCACAACAAAUGCCUUCACAGCAGAUUCCACCUCAACAAAUCCCACCUCAACAAAUCCCACCUCAGCAAAGACAUACAAUGAUGCAAAUGAAUGGGAACCAAACUGUAUUACAACCACCAAUGAGCACACAAAGUAGAAAAUCUUCAUACUCACAAGCGCAACAACAGAUGAGCUCCCGUUCCACAAGAUCUAUGUAUGGUGCUUCAAAUUCAUUUGCUGGAUCAUUUUCAGAAGUUAGUAGUGGUAGUAUACCCAACUCAUCUAGUGGAAAUUUCCAACAGAAUAAUGGCAGCCAAGCAUAUGGCCAAUUUCCUUCUCAUUCUAUCAAGCCUACCAGCAGAAAGAAUCGUAACAGUAACUUUACUAAUUUGGGCCAUGCUUCUAGUUUAGGCUUGAGCAAUAUGAACACGGCUAAAAAUGCCAGUCAAUCAAGACUGACAUCAAUGUCAACAUCCAGUUUGCCAAGUCAAAAUAGAGGUAGACAACCAAUGAUGAACAAUAAUAACAAUCCAAAUUCUUUACCAAGAAUGAAUAUGCCAAAUCCUACAAAACAGAGUCAAAACACAUUUAUUAUUGGAAAUCAACCGUUGGCAAAUGGAUCAACUCCAGUACAAUUGAGACAAUACUCGGCAGGUGCUGUUGAUACCAGCAUUGCCAAUACCUCAAUGAAUACCGUUGUUCAUAAUCCUAUGAGCAACAGCGUAAACAAUGGAAGUGGAGAAACCUCUUUUACAAGUGCUAAUACUAGCCACAGUAACCCUACAAAUGGCGAUGACCCUAGUACGCCAACACUAAAUCAAAAAUUCACAAUUCCAAAUAUUAACGUCACAACUGCAACACCAAAUAUCAACAGUGGUAGUGAUAGCUUUAUGAACACUUUUCCACCUUCUGGCACACCUCCAUUAACUGAAAAUAAAGAUACUGAAUCUGAGAAAGAAAAAGAACCAAAGGAACAGAAAAAGAAGAAGUUUAAACUUUUUGGUAAGAAGAAAUAG
Molecule: messenger RNA, 2805 nt
Organism: Vanderwaltozyma polyspora DSM 70294
Lineage: Eukaryota; Fungi; Ascomycota; Saccharomycetes; Saccharomycetales; Saccharomycetaceae
Exons: 1
Coding region: 1-2805 (934 amino acids)
Cellular component (GO): cytoplasm
Molecular function (GO): oxidoreductase activity
Source: RefSeq, a predicted model, not a curated record